AUGUCCGCCUCCCUGCCUAAAUUUACCCGUCAAGUCAAAUGCCGUCUAUCGAUGGCCUACCUCCCGUUUCGCCGAGAACUCAAGUCCAUGAAAAUGCGACUCUAUCUCCGCCCAUCAAGCACUGGGCUUCCAUACAAACCCACAGACGAACCGUACGAUAUCAACUUUGCAUACCCCCUCAACCUCGACAUUCUGCAAACCCCCAAAAUCAAGCUCGUCCCUUUCAUCCCCUCCGUCCAUGCCGUCCCCUUCUACGCCGCCGCGACCAAAACCCCCGAGACGAUGCGCUUCAUCCCCUUCCAUUUCACCAAGCUCGAUGAUUUCCUGGUGAAUGUCGUGGGGCCCUUCCAAGCGAGCCCGGACUACCCUCUUCUCACCAUCAUCGACAAGCUCAAGCUCGAGCAGGGGGCGGAGGAAAAGGAUUGCAUCGCCGGCGUGAUUGGGUACCUCGGGUUGUCGACUAUGAGGAGAUCUUUGGAGCUGGGGCCGGUAAUCGUAUUGCCUGAGUACCAGCGCACGCAUGUGUCGACGCACGCUAUCGAGGCGGCGAUGCGGUAUAUCCUGGAGGUGCCUGCGCAAGGCGGGCUGGGCUGGAGGCGCAUGCAGUAG
Pleurotus ostreatus (oyster mushroom) is the source of this 609-nucleotide messenger RNA. RefSeq lists its product as uncharacterized. The coding region runs from base 1 to 609 and encodes 202 amino acids. The record is from RefSeq and is a predicted model, not a curated record. The transcript is spliced from 2 exons. Lineage: Eukaryota; Fungi; Basidiomycota; Agaricomycetes; Agaricales; Pleurotaceae.